Messenger RNA from Klebsormidium nitens, 5037 nucleotides. The record is from the annotation of a GenBank genome assembly. NCBI's taxonomy places the organism in Eukaryota, Viridiplantae, Streptophyta, Klebsormidiophyceae, Klebsormidiales, Klebsormidiaceae.
CAGGGAAUUGGGACUCCGAAUUGGAGAACCUUUCCUGACGGGCUUCCUUGAGCAUGCAGCUUGAGCUGUACUGAGCUGUCUUGGUAGCCUAGUAGUAGAUUAGAAUAGGUAGUUACAUACUGUUGCACCCAUUAGGGUGAGCGCUUUCUGAGGAGCUCCAUUAGGAGCUCAGAGUUUAUUUUCUUUUCCCCGGUUUUGCCACUUCUUAUCUACUGCAGUGCAGGUAUGGUUCCCACAUUUAGCUUGCACUUGACCAGCUGCGCGCCGCCUAAGGGGAUUCAUAGCGCAUGCAGGCACAUUUGCUGGUGAAACGGAGUACAAAAGGGCGAGCUGUUGCUGGAAUCUUCUCAAAUACACCUCUCCACUCCCGCUUGCACUUUCAGCUGCCUGACUAAGUAGAGCUCUCCUCGGCCAAGGGGUAAAUUCUGCCAGGCAAAAAUGCCCCCCGACGGGCAGAAGGACUCCUGCUACGUUCGGAUGGGGUCCUCCGUCCGCCCCGUCGAUCAGGACACUUCCGCAAAGCCCCAGAGCUCAAUUGAGGUGGUGCAGUAUCACGCGGCUGAUCUGCAGCGCAGCCCUAUUGACGUGCCCUGGGAGAAGAAAUGGACGCCUCUCCCCCCUCUGGAUCAAAUUCCACCGGAAGAGCGGAGAGAGUGGAUGGUCACCAAGAAUGAAGACAUCUUGGAGCUGAUCGACAGGGCAGCGGAAGGAGCGCCGGAGAAGGUGGCGAUCACGUGGCUGGGAGAGAAGGGGAAGGUGGAGGCGACCUACACGUUUGAUCAGGUCGCCAGGAAAAGCCACGGGAUUGCGCAGAAGCUGCUGCAGAAGUGGGGGCUCCGAUCGGGGGACCACGUGAUCCUGGUUUAUCCCCCCGGCCCGGAGUUUUUCAUUGCGUUCCUGGCAUGCAUGAGGGCAGGCGUUGUGGCGGUGCCGGUGUAUCCGCCCAGCCCGCUGAACCUGAAGGGCGACAUGUUCAAGCUGGACCACAUUGCCACCAACUCGGGCAGCAAGGUGGCGCUCACGACGGGGCUGUAUAAGAACGUGGUCCGAAUAUCCAAGCUGAGGGGGGUCAAGUGGCCGGUUAAGGACUGGUAUACCACCGACAAGGUCGAGGCCAUCAAGGGCAAGCCCAUAGCGUACCCUCCCCGCCCAAAGGGCCACCUGGCUUUCCUACAGUACACGUCAGGCUCCACCAGUGACCCAAAAGGUGUCAUGAUCACGCACGCCAACAUCGCCCACAACUCGGACAACAUCCGCAAGAACAUCCGCCUCGAUGCGCAGUCCGUCUUCUUGUCCUGGCUCCCCCAGUACCACGACCUCGGGCUCAUCGUCGCUUACAUCAGCACGAUGACAGCUGGCGCGUCAGGAAUCUUCAUGUCCCCCAUCACGUUCAUCAAGGACCCCCCCCUCUGGGUCGUCGGCAUGAGCCAGUUCCGCGCGACGCACACGGCGUGCCCCAACUUUGCGCUCGAGCUGGCGGUGCGCAAGUUCCGGCCCGAGGAGCAUGCGAAGAACGGGCUGGACCUGAGCCGGCUCGAAGCGAUGCUCAACUGCGCGGAGCCAGUGCGCAUCGACUCCAUCGAGAAGUGGAACGCGACCUUCGUCCCGUACUGUUUCCACCCUGCGGCCAUGUGCCCGUCUUACGGAUUGGCGGAACACACCGUGGGACUCCUUUCGUGGGGCAUCAAGAUGGUUCCGGCCGCGAGCGGUGACGGGCUGUUGCACUCGAGCGGGCACUGGAAAUGCCAGGGAGAGGAAGAGGGGGACGCCGUUUUUGUGGAUCCGGAUACGCUGGAGCUGAGGGAACCGGGCCAGGUGGGCGAGAUCUGGGUGCGCAGCGCGAGUGUCGCGGCCGGCUACUGGCAGCGCCCAGAGCACACGCAGGAAGCGUUCCGCGCCAAGGUCGCCAACAAGUCGGAGUGGGCGCACUACGACUGGCUGCGCACGGGAGAUUUAGGGUUCCGGUUAGAGGACCAGCUGUUCAUCUGUGGGCGGCUUAAGGACCUGAUCAUCGUGCGCGGGAAGAACUACUACCCGCAGGAUCUGGAGCUAGCGGCGACACUGGCGCUCGAGGAGGUGAUCCGGCCGGGGUGCGUCGCCGCGUUCUCGCUGAGCGACGGGCCGGGCAAGUUCCAAGACCAGGUGGGCCUGGUCGCGGAGGUCAAGAGCUCGAAGCUCCCGAUGCUUCCCCAGCGCGCGAUCGCGCUCAUCCGACAGGCCGUCAGCGAGAAGUACGGCCUGGAGCUCGCGCAAUUCGCGCUCGUCCAGCCGCGGACCAUUUGCAAGACGACAAGUGGCAAGAUCCAGCGAAGCAAAAACCGGGCGGCGCUCCUCGCGGGGACGCUCCAGAUCAUUUCGGGGGGAUUGUUUGUGGACGACGGAACGCUGCCGCGGCAGGGGGGGCGAGAAGGAGCGGAGGGCGUGAGGGGGGAGGAGGGGGGGGAGAAGGACGAGACGGACCCGUUCAAGAUCUUGGCGAGGUUUGGGGUUAAGGAACUUGACCGCGACGUGUUGAGCCAGGGGCUCGACUCGCUGCGGUGUAUGGAGCUGCUGGCGUAUCUGAAGAGGCACGCCAACAUCGAGAUCGAGCCCACGCUUCUUGCGACGGUGCCGGCCCGCCAGCUGGUGGACGGCACGUACCAGUCAACACCCCUCCGGGUCCAGCGACCCUCCCUAGAAGCACCCCUCCAGGGUCGCCCACUCCCGUACUUGGUAGUGUGCAUCAUCCAGACGGCGUUCAUUUUGCUGAUGGGCUUGCUCCUCGGCGCGGCCAUUAUUCCCACGUACCACUUCGUGGACCACGUGCUCGACACGCUCAAGACGCCCUUCUCCUACAUGACCAUUACCAGCGGAAACAAGGUGCACCGCCACAGCUUCCGCAUCUACGGCCUGCUGCUGCCGUUCGCGGUUCCCCUCUGGAUGGCAGCCUUCACCAUCGAGGUGCUCAUCGUCAAAUGGAUCGUCAUCGGGCGCUACCGCCCCGGCUGCCACGCCCUUAACUCCUGGUAUUUUUUGCGCUGGUGGUUCAUGGACCGCGUGCUGUACAUCUGGGAGGAGGUCGUCGGCGUCUACUGCGUCAACACGAUCGUGCUGAACCUCUUCUACAUAUUCGGCGGCGCGCACAUCGCGUGGAGCGCCAAGCUGGGGGCUUAUUUACACGAGUGGGCAUUACACCACGUGGGCCCCCAUGCCGAAGCCGACGGCCGGUUGGUCGCCCGGUUGAUAUCCCCGGGGAGGCUGUACCUGAAUAAGGUCAUCGUCGGCCGCGGAGCGGUGGUUUCCGAUCACACGGUCGUUCAACCGGGGGCCGUUGUCGCGCCCGGAGCAAAGCUCCGGCCGAUGACGGUUCUUCUCGAGGGGAGCGCGACGGAGCCGGACGUAACGUACCAGGGCAAUCCGGCCCGCGCUGUUACGCUGCGCGCACCGCUCAGUCGCGCGGGGUCGCCCAAGCGGACGAAAUGCGGCCGGAGCGAAGCGGAAGUGACCGGAACGAGCGGAAAGGAAUUGACCGGAACGACCGGAACGGAACUGACCGGAACGGAGGAGUCGGAGGACAAGAAUUGGUGGGUGCUCGAGGCGGCGAAGAUCGUGUUCGGGCUCCCGCUGAGCAUCUUCCUGUUCACGUACUGCCAGAUUCCGAUCAUGGCGGUCUUUGAGAUGAUUCCGCGUGGGCGGAAUCGGGCCGGAGCGGACUUUCGGUACAAGGCGCUCUUCUUCUUCGGGACGCUCAUCUUCGCGAGCAUGGCCGUCGGCACGUUCAUCACCAUCUGCCUCAAGUGGGUGCUCUUCGGGCGCGUGCGGCCGGGCCCUUACAAGGACACCAAAUGGCUCCAGUGGCGCAAGUGGUGGUUAGACCUGCUAACCGUGGUUUGCCAGCAUAACCUCCUCGACGUCCUCGAGUCCAGCUUCUUCGUCAACUUCUGGCUCUCGGCGCUCGGCGCGCGCAUCUGCGCGUCAACCAAGCUGCUGAUCAGCUAUACCAUCCGGCCAUACGAGGCCGACCUGCUUAUUGCGGAGCCGGACACGUUUAUCUCGGAGUCGUUUGUCAGCUGUGACGACGGGGAGGGCCACAGAGACCACGUGGUGUUCAAGCGAGGCUCCUGGACUGGCCUGGGCGCAGUGAUUGAGCAAGGCGUGGUCGUCGGCGAGGGCUCCGGCGUCGGCGCGGUGACGUACGUGGAGGGCCCGCACGAGGCGCUGGCGGGGGAGAACGUGAUGCUGUUCGGAAACCCCCCCAUCGUGCUGCAGCACAAGAAGGCGCAGGAGGCCCUGAAGCGGAUCAAGAUUGGCACUCUGAAGCUCGUCUUCUUCCACACCGUCGUUCUCCUCCAGCGCAUGGGCAUCCUGGGCAUCCUCGUCGUGUGCGCGAUUCCGGGGCUCGAGUUCGGCAUGGCGAUCCACCGCAGGGGGAUCCCCCUCGACGUGGAGCUACUCCUCUACGGGAUUGGCAUUCUGCUCUCGAUUGCCACGCUCGCGGUCACGUCCAUUGUGCUGAAGUGGGUCGCGCACGGGAAGUUCAGCACGGGUCCGCUGAAGCACUCGCUUUCGAUUGGUACAUACACGACCACCGACACGCUCGACAACUACAUGGUCUUCCGCUUCGUGUUCCCCUUCAUCAACGGCUCUUAUCUGGCGGUUCUCUUCCAUCGCGCCAUGGGCGGGCGCAUUGGCAAGAACUGCUUCAUGAACCCGGGCUCCUUCCGGGACCAUGACAUCAUCGCGGUCGGCGAUGACGUCAUCCUGGACGAGUGCCACGUGCAGGGUCACAAGUUUGAGCACGGACACAUCGCCUUUGACGUCACUGCCAUCGGCUCGGGGUCCACACUGCAACCGGAGGCGAUUUGCAUGGCGGGAGACACGCUGGAGGACGGGGCCACGCUGGCCUCGUUAAGCAAACCCUUCCCCGGGUUACCGUGCUCUGCGGACCGGUACUGGGUGGGGUCUCCAGCGGUUAAGGCCAAGGUUAUCCUGUCAAACGGGGAGGAGAUGGAGGAAGCCGACAGUGGCUUGGGAGGGGGAUACGAUAUGGAUGUUUAA